Conger conger (European conger) is the source of this 2025-nucleotide messenger RNA. It is a transcript of the gene gpr35b, whose product is annotated as G-protein coupled receptor 35 b. Lineage: Eukaryota; Metazoa; Chordata; Actinopteri; Anguilliformes; Congridae. The record is from RefSeq and is a predicted model, not a curated record. Gene Ontology annotation, molecular function: G protein-coupled receptor activity. Bases 281 to 1141 code for a protein of 286 amino acids. The transcript is spliced from 3 exons. Gene Ontology annotation, cellular component: membrane. Gene Ontology annotation, biological process: positive regulation of Rho protein signal transduction; phospholipase C-activating G protein-coupled receptor signaling pathway.
CUGUCUUUGUCAUGUUUUGCAAUGCAAAUGCAUCCUCAACCCCGGAGAAUGAAUAUUAACCCUCCGACUUCUGCGCGGGUGUGAGGUGGCGUACGUGUGACAUGGAAUCAGAAAAGGGGCUUUAUCAGCGAGGUGGCCUUUGCAUGUUCAGGAAAUGAUAACUGCCCCCAGGACUGUUGACAGCACGCAAAUCUUGGACCAGCGGCAUCAAGUCCUAGUCGUGGAGAGCUACAGAUCGGUUGACCUUAAAAUCUAAUUCAGACCCAGGAAAGCAGACAGAAUGGUCUUGAACCAGAGCGAACGCUGCAAUCUAACCAUAACGGAGGAGGUGAGGGUCUUUGAGAAGGUGGCCUACAUCCCCGUCUUCGCGCUUGGCCUCCUGCUCAACUCCGCGGCCUUGUGCCUCUUCCUGGUCCGGAGACGCAGCUGGACGGAGACGCACGUCUACAUGGUGAACCUGGUGCUGGCCGACUUGGCCCUCAUCCUCCCGCUCCCCUUCAGGAUAUACAGCGUCUUCCACCGCUCGGAGGUGUGGGACUUCUGCCCGUUACUGAUCGCCGUCCACUACGUCAACAUGUACGCCAGCAUCCUCACGCUCACCGCCAUCAGUGUGCACCGCUUCGCCGUGGUGAGGUUCCCCUUCAGCGCCAGGGCGGGCCGCUGGCGGAAACAGACGGCCGCCGUGUUAUGCGUCCUCAUUUGGGUGGCGGUCGCGGCCAUAUGCGCCAAAUUAAGCCAGGCGCACACGAGAGACAAGUUACAGACGUGCUUCGACAGAGUUGCGGAGCCGCUGCCACUUUGGAUCGUGUUGGUCGUGUUCGUCGUGGGAUACCUCCUGCCCUGUUGCGUGAUCCUGUUCUGCUCCGGUCAGACGAUCGUUUCCCUGCUCGGCGACAAGGAGGGCAUCACCCAGGAGAAACGGAAAUGUGUCGCCAUCAUAGCGGCGAACCUGGUGGUGUUCGUCGUCUGCUACACCCCGUUCCACGUCAUGGUCCUCGUUAGGUUCGGCGCGGGCAUCCGAAAAUGCGAGACGUAUAACUUGGUGCACAACGUUUUCCACAUUACAAGUUGGAUCGCGACGACGAACUGCUGCUUAGAUUCGAUAGCUUAUUACUUCUUAUUCAAAGAUAUUUUUCACUGAAAUUAACACCUGACCCAGUUCUCUUCACCGUGCCCAUGCUUCAUCUUGUGGCCAUUGCCCACAAACACGGCAUUAGUUUCCAUUGCUAAUACAGGUGAUAUCCGCCCACACACAGUACUGUGCAGAAGUCUUAGGCACCCUAGACUUUAUUAUAUACAUGCAUAUUUUUUUGCGUGUGUUAGUAUAAGAGAACACAUUUGAGAUUUCCAAAUAUUCAUUUUCCAAAAGAUUUAAUUUUACAUUUCAAGACAUUUUUAUAUUUAAUUUUAAAAGUAAGAUAUUACUGUGAACAAUUGACACAUUUUUACAUAAAAACUUGAUCAAGGCUCUCUGAGCAGAAGAACUGUGGCUAGUUCUCCAACAUGUUUGGAACAACCUCCGAUUGUCUUAUAGAACUGCAGGACAGCGUUGGCCAUCUCAGAGAAGCGAUGCAGUUUUAACGCCGAAGGGUGGUCACAAAAAAAUAUCGAUUUGAUUCCGUUUUUUACUAUUCUGCCGAAUUACUAAAAUGUAAUGUAAAAUGUAUAGUACGUUUAUUUAGGACCUUUCAUUGAAUUAUUUUUAUACGGAUGUACGAAACUAUGUGACAAACAAACUGGGGACUGCAGCUAAAACUGAGUUUGAUGUCAUGUUAUAUUUUGAAUAGGAUGCUCUCAAUGUUAAUAUGAGUUUUAUCAUGCAACUAUUUAUUAUAAAAGGGAAAUAUUAUAUAUUCAUAUGAAAAAAUGGUCAAAAGCUGAGCCACAUUGUAUCUCAAUGACGUUAACAACACAGAUCCACUUUAGGUUUUAUUCAAAGUAAAAAACUGUGAAAACACAAUUUAUUCUUUUCUUAUAACAGCCUUUGCAAAUGCACUGCAUGAGUCUGUCUAUCAUUUCAUUAUU